CAGAAAGUCUUAUGACUCUUCAUUUCAAGGCCAUGCUUUUCAUACUGAUUCUUGCUUUCCCAAGAGAAAUCACAGGGGCUACCUUCUUCCGCCAAUUUGAGAAUGGAAAUCACAAGCUGAACUGCAGCCAAUCGGCUACUGAAUAUGUUUGGUACAAAGGCCGUUCAUGGUCCCUACAACAAUUUGAACCUAUUAGUAGCACUCAAACCAAGGAUUCUCAACAACGAUGUGUGGAACGUUCACUUUGCCCCCAAAAGGUCUUACCCUAUACUACUUUCUCUCUUGGUGGAAUAUUUGCAUGUGCUCCCUGGACCCCCCUUUUUACUAAUUAUACCCAUUGCAGCAUUUCUGAUUUCUACCUUGUCGCAAUCAGAAACCGUACAGCAGAAAAGGAAGUCUUUGGUAACGUCACGGAAUCAUUGAAACCUGUUCUGGCAGUCAAAGAAAAAGGCAACUUCACCCUUUCCUGUGAAGUUGAAAUUAAGCAUAAAUCCAAAACAUUUGCCUUGUACUGGAUUAAGGACACCAGUCCAAGCGCUUGUCUUCUUUCAGCUUCAAAUGAAGGCAAUCAUGGGAGUAAUUUGUCCUUUGAUGUCAACUGCUGUGUGGAUCCUACAGUCAAAGAAAGGAGAGACAAUCAUUCAGUAAUCUCGGAUGACAGGAAGAUAAACCACACGCUUACGAUCUUCAAUGCCACUUCUUCUGACAGCGGAAUGUAUUUGUGCGUGGUUACUGCUUGGGAACAUAAACACGUGUGGAAGAUUGCUUAUAAUGUGUCUAUAGAAGUUGAGAAUACCUAUAACAUGUCCAUAAAUGCUGAGAAUCCCACAACACUGUCUCCCCCUUCUACAAACGCAUUACCCAUCUCCCUCGGAGUGAUUGGAGGUGUAAUUCUCAUUUGUGGGAUAAUGUGGCUCCUUUACUGGAAGAAGAAGUCAAAAGGAAAUCCUGUCGAACGACUUGGAAGGAAUCAGGCAGCAGUUGAAAUGGAAGGAGAUGAGUGCUCCCCAUAUGCAGUAAGCAGCCGGAAUGAUAUAGACAGGAUUGAACCUGUGUAUUCAUUGGUGACAGCGCCCAGAAAAGGCAUCUCUUCGUUACCGGAUGGCAAACCAACUUCUGAACCUGGAGAGAAAGUGCAUACCGUCUAUGCUGUGGUGACUAAAUAGAGAAAAUAAAAUCUUCUGCU
This is a messenger RNA of Eublepharis macularius, 1186 nucleotides long. RefSeq lists its product as uncharacterized. The record is from RefSeq and is a predicted model, not a curated record. The transcript has 7 exons. The coding region runs from base 12 to 1166 and encodes 384 amino acids. Lineage: Eukaryota; Metazoa; Chordata; Lepidosauria; Squamata; Eublepharidae.